Morchella importuna is the source of this 1116-nucleotide messenger RNA. RefSeq lists its product as uncharacterized. The record is from RefSeq and is a predicted model, not a curated record. The transcript has 3 exons. Lineage: Eukaryota; Fungi; Ascomycota; Pezizomycetes; Pezizales; Morchellaceae. Gene Ontology annotation, cellular component: actin cortical patch. Bases 1 to 1116 code for a protein of 371 amino acids. Gene Ontology annotation, molecular function: phosphatidate phosphatase activity.
AUGUGCAGCUGGGUCACUGGUCUCCUCUCUAACAUCCGCCACAAAGUCGGCCUCGGCUCACGCGUAUCAACCCCGGUGCGCAAAGGGCAGGAAGUCUGGCUCCUCGACAAUACCGCCUUCCGGUCUCCAACCAACCCUCACCAAUGGCACGCCGAGUUCGUUGCCGCAUACUUCAGUGAAGACUCUGGCAAGGAUGCCUCGCUGGUUGUUGCGGACAUUGUCGAAAAGCUCGGGAUUGCCGGUAAAGGUGAUGCCGAGGCGGAGCGCAGGAUAGCGGAGCGCGUGGAGCCGUUCUUGAAUCUGAUUCUUGCGGCGAAGACUGUUGAGGUUGACUUUGCCGGUGGUCAGGGACGACUGAGGUUAGGGCCCGCGGCGGGACAUGGUAUCAGUGUGAAUGAGUUGCCCUUACCAGGGAAGGGGUGGGUGGACGACCGGGUUGUAGAAAGUCGUGCAGUGCUCGUAGAGGGGGGUGAGAGUAUGAGAACCGCCUUUGCAGAUCCAGAGGGAUGGGGCGUUAUCUCUGACAUCGACGACACCAUCAAAGUUUCAGAAGUUCGUGACCGCCUCGCCCUUCUUCGUCACACCUUCGCAGAGCUUCCCGAAGCUGUCCCGGGAAUGCCGCAGCUGUACCAAUAUAUCCAGACCGCGCUUGGAAAGCCCGUAUGGUUCUAUCUCUCUGCUUCGCCAUACAACCUCUACCCUAUGCUCCGCUCCUUCACAUCAGACUACUACCCCCGCGGUCAGCUGAUCUUGAGAGAGAUGAGCUGGAUGGAGCUUGAGAGCUUCAUUGUGAGCUUGACAGUUGGCACGCAGAAGUACAAGGAGGAGCGUAUGAGGACUGUUAUGAAGUGGCUCCCGAUGAGGAAAUGGGUCCUGAUUGGCGAUAGCACGCAGACAGACCCCGAAGCUUAUGCAAGCCUUUACAAAUUGCAUCCAGAUAAGGUGAGGGCAAUAUUCAUCAGGAGAGUUCAGGGAGUCAAUGAGGCGAAAGAGAAGGACCUAAACAGCGACACGAGGUUUGAGACGGCGUUUAAGGGUAUUCCCAAAACUGUGUGGAGGGUAUUCAAUGACCCAGCAGAACUGAAUGAGGCUGUUAAUGCGUUGACGAGUACGUGA